Messenger RNA from Numida meleagris (helmeted guineafowl), 3703 nucleotides. RefSeq names its product SUMO1/sentrin specific peptidase 1 (gene SENP1). Gene Ontology annotation, cellular component: nucleus. Gene Ontology annotation, molecular function: deSUMOylase activity. The transcript is spliced from 17 exons. The coding region runs from base 28 to 2070 and encodes 680 amino acids. The record is from RefSeq and is a predicted model, not a curated record. Gene Ontology annotation, biological process: protein desumoylation. NCBI's taxonomy places the organism in Eukaryota, Metazoa, Chordata, Aves, Galliformes, Numididae.
GACUGCACGAGCGGCUUCCGCCACAUCAUGGCGUCACUUCCGGCGGCGCCAACUUCCCCUUCCGUCCGCCUCGUUGCCGGCAGCUGCCGUUGCCGCCGUUGCCGCCAAGCCUGGGAAACGCGCGCGCGCUGGGGCUGCUUCCGGAAAACCCGAUCCCAGGGCAGAAGCAGUCCCGCUUUUCAGCCUCUGGACGCUGCCCCGACCCCAGAUGACCGCACGGACCCAAUGAGGAUGGAGACCCGGGACUCCGCCGGCCACGGCUCGGGGUUCAAGGCCUUCCCCCUGCCGCCCCGGGCCGGGCUGCGGGACGUGCUCUGCCCACCCAGCACCAAGUUUUUACCAAACAAGACCAGCAGUUUCGCUUGCCCAGCUGGAAAUGCCUCGUGCGCUCUCAAUUACAGCCAAGAAGUCCCGUGCCCUGAGACCUACCGGACAGCAGCAGAGCCACAAGGGUUUGGGUGCAGCACCAACGGGCAGUGGAGGGGGCUGGUGCCCACUCCGAGCUCUGCGCUGCCAAAGCCGAGGCUGAGCCGUGGCUCUUACCUUGAGGCUCGCAAAAACCCCAGUGGGACAUCCAACAGUUUUGUAGGAAAGUCCAACCACCAUUGCCAUGGGUCGGUGUUUCCUAUCAAACCUGCCCAGAGCCCUUCCUGGAGCGGUCCGUGCCGCCGCAGCCUGCUUAGCCCAAAGAAAACUCCGCGGCGGUUCAUCAGCACUGCAGAAGAGACUGUUCGAGAGGAAGAGCGAGAAAUCUACAGGCAGUUGCUUCAGAUGGUCACAGGAAAGCAGUUUUCCACGUCCAAGCCCUCCUCGCUAUUCCCCUUCCAUCUGUCCAGGUGCUCAAAUUCCAGCAAAACUAUAGUGAAAGAAACUCCCAGCAAGAACUCAAAGCUGUUUGAAGCUCACAGCAUUGCACCAGCCAGUUCAGCAACCAGCGUUCUGGGAGCGCAGGAGCAGCCAUCGCACAAACCACCGCUCUACUCCGCGCCCAGCUAUCCCUCCAGUAUCUUUGAGUCCCAUAACUCCACAGCCCAGCAUCAGCAAGAAAACCUACCAGCAUCCAGCACUCAGUCCGAAGGCUCAGACUCGGUCAUUUUGCUCAAAGUAAAGGAUUCCAGAACCCCAGCUCCAAGCCUCCCAUUCUUCCAGGCAGAACUGUGGAUCAAGGAAUUGACUAGUGUCUACGACUCCCGCGCUCGGGAGAGGUGGCGGCAGAUUGAGGAGCAGAAAGCACUGGCCUUACAGCUGCAGAGCCAGCGGUUGCAGGAACAGGAACACUCGGUGCAGGAUCUGGUGGAUUUGAACCUUCGCGUACCGCUCGAGAAGGAAAUCCCGGUCACAGUGGUCCCGGAAAAGAAGGAGGGCGCGAAGUCAGCUGAUGGCGAAGAGGAGUUCCCUGAAAUCACAGAGGAAAUGGAAAAGGAAAUAAAGAACGUAUUCCGAGGUGGGAAUCAGGACGAGGUCCUCAGCGAAGCUUUUCGGUUAACGAUCACUCGGAAAGACAUUCAGACCCUGAACAAUCUGAACUGGCUCAACGACGAGAUAAUUAAUUUCUAUAUGAAUUUGCUGAUGGAGCGGAGCAAAGAAAAGGGUUUGCCAGCAGUUCAUGCAUUCAAUACUUUCUUCUUCACCAAAUUAAAAACAGCGGGGUACCAAGCUGUGAAAAGAUGGACUAAAAAAGUGGAUAUCUUCUCAGUGGAUCUCCUCUUGGUGCCUAUUCAUCUGGGAGUGCACUGGUGCCUAGCAGUUGUCGACUUCAGGAAAAAGACCAUCACCUACUAUGACUCCAUGGGCGGAAUAAACAGCGAAGCCUGCAGGAUACUGUUGCAGUACUUAAAACAGGAAAGCCUUGACAAGAAAAGGAAAGAAUUCGACGCCAACGGGUGGUCGUUGCUGAGUAAGAAGAGCCAGGAGAUCCCGCAGCAGAUGAACGGCAGCGACUGCGGGAUGUUCGCCUGCAAAUACGCCGACUGCAUUACCAAAGACAAACCCAUCAACUUCACCCAGCAACACAUGCCCUAUUUCCGAAAGCGAAUGGCCUGGGAGAUCCUGCACCGCAAGCUGCUCUGAUGCCGCCGUGCCCAGCGCCGCUUCCUCGUGCGAUCGUCUCAGAAGUGCCCAGCUGUGCCCUGCUCGGCGCCUGGACCUGCCCAGGGCUUCAAAGAAACAGCAGAUGAACUCUGUAUGUUAUUUUUGAUAAAAAAAAAAAAAACACCAUUCACGGACCAAUGCGCAAUAGAGAUGUUCAGAAGCACACUUGCCUUUUUUUUUUUUUUUCCUUUUUUUUUUUUUUUUUUUUUUUUUUUUUUUGUAUUUGAAGACCUAUUUUUACAAGCGUUUUCAGGUGCUGAGAUUCGAGGGGGGCAGCUUUGGCCAUGGGAGGAACUUUAUUUUUCUGCUUUUUCAGCCCUUUUUGCGGCCAUCUUGGUGCCGAUGGCGUCACUCCGGGGGUGCGUGUUUGUGGGGGGGGGGGGAUUUCAGGGAAGGAGAAAGCACUUAACGUGGGUCUGGGUGCUCGGUGCUCUCAGCUCUGCUCCCUUCGAAGUGAUGUGGGCAGAAGUGUAUUUGGGGCGGAUGCGGGGAGAGCUUGCCCUUAAAAUGCAGCGUAGAACGAGCAGCUGGGAUCUUCAUCAGUUGAAGCAGGAGGGGGUUCAGCCCCUUUUUGCCUACGGAAGUGGCUCUGCUCUGGAGCCUUUCUGCUGCAUCUUCUCCCCCCGUGUCCCCCCCCGCGUUUCGUGGGGCAGCUCUGGGGCUGCCCUGGAGGGCUCUGCAGGAGCUGGGGGGGCUGCAGGCAUGGCUUCAUUUUUGUGCAGAGCCCCUUCCCCGCCCGCAGACCCCAUCUCCCCGUUGUUGAGCUCCGACUGUUUACAGAAACUUCAGGUACACGUUGGACGGGCGCCGAGCAGAGCCAGCGCGGCCACGUUGCUCCGUGCAGCGCCCGAGCGUUUUUCAGAGCAACAAAGAACAAAGUCUGCGUGCGUGCGCUUCUCCUCCGCGCGGGGGCUGGGGCUUCGCCACCUUUGUCCUUGCGCGGCGGCCCCGGCCGCGCGGGAUGAGUCGCUGCCCUCGCUGUGAUAUUUUGCACAUGUUUCACCCGGGGGCUGGGGGUGGCGGGGAGGGGGGGGUGGAUGCUGACACAAGGUCAGAGGUUGCAGCGUCCGCUCGAGCGGUGCUUCCAACGGGACCCGGGGCCUCCGGCGCCCGCCUCCGCCAUGGGAGAGGGGGAACAUUCAUCAGCACCCAAAGCAGCAGCCGGGAUCGGGGCCCUCGAGGCUGCCGGGCGUUUUACCCCGAGCUGCUGGGGCUGGGCCGGGGCCGUGCUGCUGCUUUCCCCUGGUUUAAUUUAUUCUCAAGUGCGAUGUGGGAGGAAGCGGCCGUGCGCGCCAGGCUUCCCCAGCAGCUGACCCUGGUUCUGUUCUCUCGUGUCCGUAACCUUUGUAAGCCUACGGAAAGAAUGGAAUAACGUCCACUUUUGUAUUUUUGUCUCCGGGUGGAGGGGGGGGGAGGGUGACAUUUUAUACAUUUUCUGUACCUGUAAGCAGUAGUUUUGUACAAAACUUGGCCCUUCUUCCCAGGUUGUGUUCUUUGUAUGCUGGUUUGGGUCCCCCCCCCCCCUCCUCCCUCUCCCCUCUGUGUGUUUUAUACCGAGUUCCAUUUAUUACCUUUUUCUAUCUUUUACCGCAAGUAAAGAUCUGAGAGGAGA